CUCUAUACUUAAAAAAGAAUGGCUAGAGGUAAUUACUCCCUAGUGACUGAAUUCAUCCUCAUAGGAUUGACUGACCAGCCAGAGCUCCAGUUGCCUCUCUUCCUCUUGUUUCUGAGUAUCUAUGUGGUCACUGUGGUUGGGAACCUGGGCAUGAUCAUAUUGAUUAGACUCAGUUCUCAUCUUCACACCCCCAUGUAUUAUUUUCUCUGCAGUUUGUCCUUCAUUGAUCUCUGUCAAUCAAUUAUCAUCACCCCCAAAAUGCUGGUGAACUUUGUGUCAGAGAAGAACACUAUCUCCUACCCUGAGUGCAUGACUCAGUUCUAUUUUUUUGCCUUUUUGGGAAUCUCUGAAUGUCACAUGUUGGCUGUCAUGGCUUAUGACCGCUAUGUUGCUAUAUGCCGUCCCCUUCUUUAUAGUCUUAUGAUGUCUUAUCAGGUGUGCUCCUUGUUGGUGAGUGGGGUGUAUGCAUUAGGCCUGGUUGAGGCCACAGUUCAUACAAUAUACUUGCUUAGAGUGCUUUUCUGUAAAGAAUAUGCUAUCAAUCAUUACUUCUGUGAUCUCGUUCCACUAUUGAAUCUCUCUUGUUCUAGUACCUAUGUCAAUGAAGUGAUAAUUCUGUCAUUUGGUACAUUUAAUAUCUUUUUCCCAAUGGCAACCAUUAUUUGCUCUUAUGUUUUUAUCAUUUCUAGCAUCUUAAAAAUUCGUUCCACUGAAGGCAGAUCAAAAGCCUUCAGCACUUGUAGCUCCCAUAUUGUAGCAGUUAGUGUCUUUUUUGGCUCCCUUGCAUUCAUGUACCUACAGCCAUCUUCAUCCAGCUCCAUGGACCAGGGGAAAGUGUCCUCUGUGUUUUACACCGUCAUUGUGCCUAUGCUAAACCCCCUCAUCUACAGUCUGAGAAAUAAGGAUGUCAAAAUUGCCUUGAACAAAGUAAUACAAAGAAGAACAUUCUAA
Dromiciops gliroides (monito del monte) is the source of this 951-nucleotide messenger RNA. Its product is annotated as olfactory receptor 150-like. Gene Ontology annotation, molecular function: odorant binding; olfactory receptor activity; G protein-coupled receptor activity. Gene Ontology annotation, cellular component: membrane. The record is from RefSeq and is a predicted model, not a curated record. Lineage: Eukaryota; Metazoa; Chordata; Mammalia; Microbiotheria; Microbiotheriidae. The transcript has a single exon. The coding region runs from base 19 to 951 and encodes 310 amino acids. Gene Ontology annotation, biological process: G protein-coupled receptor signaling pathway; sensory perception of smell.